GCUGGGUUACAUUUUGGCAAACCUCUCUCGCUUCAUUUGCUGCAAGGUAAACACCAACAGUCUUUAAAGGCAGCGUCAAUCCCGUGUUUAAGGAUCUGAAGUACAUGCUAUUGUGUUUUUCUUUGUGGUAGGCGAUUGCAGACUGGCGCUGAACUGAAAAGGUGAGUGUUAUUUUUUUUCAAUGUUAUCCUUAUUGUGUCAGUCUUAAUCAAGAGCUUAACGUUAAAUUCAGUGGCUUCUUAGUAAUUGAAAUUUGCAUUAUAAGAGCAGUGACCCCAUGAGAGGCGAAAGAAAAAUGCAAUAAAAUCGUAUAGGGUGUUUCGUGCAAUGCUAUUGUAGAUCUUUUUAACUUGUAGGAAGUCAUCGGUUACAUAUAGAGACAUCGUCGGUAACAAAUAUCGCAUGUUCAUUAGUCCAGUACUUAACAAACAUCCAUGUACCGGUACCUUUGGGCUUUUCUAGGGAAAUGAGGCCUCAAAAGAGUGAGAAGUUAAGGUUUCGUAAGACAGGCUACAGAGUGCAGUGCACAAAGCAUAGCAGUGCGUGACUCACUUGAAAGUAAAACAUUCCUUCAAACGUAUUUAUUUAUAGUGCUAUCACAAUCUUUACAUAUAGACCAAAAUUACAGCAGACACCCCCGAAGUAGUUUAUAGCUAAUCGUAUUUGUUAAGUACGUAUAUUAACGAGAGAACGUUUAGCCCAAGCUAUUUCAAUAGAGCAAACGAACCAGGUUGUUUCAAUUGAAAAUGAAUAUUUGUGAAUAAUCUGUUUGGUUAUCGAUCGUCGCCACGUCUGUAUAAAUAAAGUUCAAAUAACACUGAAAAAGCCAAUGUUUGCUAGAAGACUAGACUGCCUAGCAAGCCAAGUAGUCAACUCGAAUAGGUCACGUUUCCAAAAUUUAUUCUUUUGAUCCUUGGGCUGAUCUGCUGGUAAAUUUACAAUUUGUGCGCAGUCGUCGGUAUCGAGCCGAAAUUCAAGUGAUAUUUUCUGUCAAUAAUAUGUAACAAAAACGACCCAAUUCAAGUCAUUUCAAAUUGUAAAACGAUUAACGAAGAAAAUUCUUGAGUUGAAACUUAUUUCAGUAACUCUUAUGAUUCUAAAUGUCGUGUUAAAGCAGCGCUGGUAAAACACUUAGAAAUUCGUUUGACAAGUGUUAAAUUGAGGGGCGGGUUCGUAGAGUUCAUUGUGGAUAUUUAAGUCGACGUUUUUGGUAUGAGUAUGGGAUAAACAUUGAUGUAUAAGAUACACACGAUUUCGUAUUUGUUUUUGCAAACAACUGCAACCCUUCAACUGCAAAAUUUUCGGGGAAGGAUGAUUGUUAUCGUCUGGUUGUUUUCAGAAGGACAGCUACGAAAAUAGUUCAUUUCGUUUUGUUUAUCUAAUCAACAUUUAUGAUACAAUGCUCCUUUCGACUGCAAUUUUAGACGUUUGACCGAAACUCUGAAGCUUGUCAGGUAUUUUUAGAAAUCGCUCCAGCAAAUCACAUGAAGUCGUGUCUCUGUAAAAGAAAUAUUCAAAUAAUAAUUAGAUAAGAUUAGUUCGUCUGCGUAUUCCUUGUCAAGUUUUAAUUACAUUCCUUUCUUCACACCCGGAGUAUAACAAAAAGAUCACGCGACCAAAAACAUCGCCCUCCGUUGUAACUUUAUGGAUGUAUGUAUUAAAGAACUACAGAGCUGGGAGAGAACAAGCCAACUCCUAUGUACGUUUUGUCUACCUUACACGUUGAUAUUUCGGUAUAUUAUACUUAUCCCAAUGUGAUUUAAUCAAGUGACUGUUUUGUUUAAAAUAUAUAUCCUCAGGCUAUUUCAAAAGUGACUUUGCAUUGGUUGUCAAACCUUCAUUCGGUUGGUAUGGUUACCGCUGUAUUGUCAAUUAUUCUUGUGAACAGUUUUUGUGCUGAUGGACCUUGUGGGCUGUUUUAAACUUCACAUACAACACUUACAGCCCAGCUAUCGCAACAACGCUGUUGUCAGGAUCCCCGGGUUAUAAUUAAAAUGGAGUUGACGAAGAAGAUAAUAUCCUAACUAAGUAUUUUAAAAAUUCAUGUUGUGAUAACCCGAGCAAUUUGCGCGUUCCGAUAUCCGUGAAAAGGUUACCGUUUCUUGACAUUUGCUUGGAUUACAUCACGUUUCAAACAAGUUUAAAGUCACUCUCCCUGAGAAGAUUUUCUGUUCAUUUACUUCGGUCAUUUCUCAUCCCGGUUAUAGUUAAAGUCGUUAAAGCAUUAUGACUGAGGCUAUUUAUUAGGCGUGCAGGCAUUUUAUUUAUCAGGUGAGUCAAUGAGUCAAUGUGAAUGGCAAUGCCUUAGGGAAGCAAUCUUUUUGUUUUUGUUUGUUAUCAGCUGUACAUAUAUAUGAUUAUAAAAGCACCUAAAUAAUGUAUUUUUAGGCUGGAAGUGCUUUUCCUGUCAAGAAGUAAAUAAUUAAACCCAAAUAUCGACGAAUAAAAUGAACAAUGAUAAAGGGUUGGACCUGAUUUCAUUUUUAAGGGGUGAGGGUCGGGAGAGGUGUAUUGAGUAAUUUCUUCUGAGUAAGAAUUUUUGCCAGCGGUAGUAUUUGGAGGAAUUUAUUUUCUCAGUGUAAACCUUUGCUCUUUUUUUAAACAUCCCUUUAUUUUCUCUGUUUAAGCUUUUAUACAGGCUACAGAUCUGGUGAACACUGUGAGAGUUACAAUUAUAAAAAAAACAGGACAGCUAAUAAAAUGAAAUAUUGUGGCAAAGUGCUCUUAUAUUGAAAAAGGUAAUUCUCGUCAAAACAACAAAUGAAAAUAGAUAAGUUAGACACGUGGCAUCUAAAUUUGAAUACAACUAUAUUUUUUUUAUUAUCUCAGCAUAUCCGACUUUCUACUAUUCAACACAUAAUAGCUAAAAUGACUGCAUAGAUGAAGCAGUACUGAUCGCCCCUAGAUUUUUUAACUUAUAUUUAUUUGUUUUAUUAUAAUCAAGACAAACAAACAACAAGCUUUAUUAAUAACCGGAUAAUAUAACAGUAGCACUGCCCACAGCUAGCAAUUCAAGAGGUGGAACAGUACAUGCAAAAUAAGAAGUUAAGGUUGAGGCUAACCAAAGACCUAAGGAACUAAGCUAGCUAGCUAUGGUUUAUCAUGUUUAUGUUAAUGUUGUUGUUACUUGUUUGUUUGGUAAACGGUGACCUUUGGGUGUGUUACCCCGGCUUCCGCUGUAAGACGAGGAACUUUGGAGUUUAAAACGUUUUCAGGUAAAGGGGAACUUUUAACUCCGCACCAGGCGGGAAGAGCAAAGCAUGCGCUUCUCGAGCUCCCAUUUUUUGUUAAUUAACAAGGCGAACGGUGAGUAAUGUAACUUCCGAGCUUUCCGUAAUAUUUGAAAUAUUGUAACUUUUAAACGAAACUCCACGGAUGCAUACUAUUGAAUAAUAUCAUCCCGAAUUUUGUAGCAUUUUUUGCUGGUUACUGAUCGGCAUUGUUGCCACAGUUUUUUAAUUCUUCUCUGAGUAACUUAGCGAAUCUACUUUUUCUCCAUUUUUCUCGACCAAACUUGGACAAAAGACAGCGACAGUCACUGCACUCAUUGUCCGAUUUUAAGACCAAAUGUACGUAUAACGGUCCAUUGAUUAAAUAGAAAAUUAGCUAGAAAUGCUUUUUUCAAGGUUGAAAAAUUAGUAAACCUCAUUAUGUAAGACGAGCUAUGAUAAAAAAACUCUUUACCAGAAUUCUCUCUUACUCGCGCCGAGGGAAAAUCAUCCGUAGAUUCGGAAAAUUGUUAAAAGAUCUUUCAAGGAGCGGACGUCUAGUAUAAGUGAAGGGCCAUGUACGACCGAUAUAAAAUUCGUACGUCAUAAGCACGAACGGACAAGCCAUAUUUCUUGAUAUAAAGGUUGGAUGAGGCAUAUUCCUGUUAAAGAAUGUCUGUGUGGGAAGGUUUUGAUAUUUACUGUUAUUUUUUUUUCAAUACUCGCUGUUUUGUUGGUUGAUCACCGCUGGAAGAAGUUAAGUAGUUGAGAGCGGAGAGCCACGAUGGUGACUUCGUUUUUGAUGCUGUCUUUGUUUGUUUUGUUUCGUUUUUUUUGUGACCACAUGUCAACUUUCAAUUACACUGUACGUCCACGCACGUUGAUCUGUUGUGAGCUGUCGCGUGCAUAGAAAAUUGUUUCUUGAUAGCGAUAAAAUCAAGGUGCAAUGUUUCUCGUAUCAUGUUUGCCUUUGACGCUGUUUGUAAACCGCUUUUAGUUCACUUUAUUAUAUAGUUGACAGAUGUUAACAUAAUUGCUCAGUGGUAGUCACUGAUUUUAUCUGCGUUAUUUCACCCUUGUACAUAAAACAUGUGAAAGGCUUUAUGACUCGCGUCACCUCUUUGCCCCUUCGACACCGCACGAAUGUAAAUAAGGAACAUUUAUGGCUAACGUUUGAACGCAGUUGUCUCAUUGGAGUUUCAAUUGGGCAUGUUGCUCCCAAAUGUAAGUUUGACUUCUCAAGAUCGAUAGCAGAAGACAAGCUGAUACAGCUAAUUCUCGUCACAGAUCGCUGUCAGAAUUCAUGCUCCAAAGUUCUGAACUGGUUCUACAAGGUAAUGACGAAUGUACUUAAGAUUUUGCGUUUAAAAUUUUGACUAGGUUUAACUUUAUACAGUGAACGUCGGCUCUUUUGGGUAACCCUAGUUUGAAUUUGGACGCUGUCUUAAUCGCUUACGAAUUCAGUGGCACAGCAGCCAGCGUCCGGAGAAAAAUUUGUCUUGGAGAAGACAAAGAGUAAUAUGACAAGAAAAAUCUUUAUCUAGCCAUUGUUUUGAAAGUAAAUCUUAUCUACUGUAUUUUUAUUAUAUUCAUAUAUUAUGCACAGUUUUAGGUUGCAAUCAGGGAAAUUUCAUGAAAUUUGUUUUUCGGCGGCAGCGGAUGAGAGCAGGAAGUCAACCUUCUUUGGUAACGAUAGUGUUGAUAUUACUGUGCGAAAUAACGGCGAAGGACAGUGAAAGAAAAAAUUGAAAUCCGAGCAUAAUAUAAGCUGUCGCAUUUUAAGCGUUAGACAACACUAGCUUUGGUUUCACAAUAACAUAGUUUACAGAAGCAAACGAAAAACAAACAUAUUUCACGUAAGUAGUCGUUCUUCUUACAAUUAAUAAAAUUUAAGAUAAUGCAUUCCUUGCAUUCCAGGAAGGAGCCAAACAGGCACACUUUAUUAUAAUGAUCAGGGGCGUAGCCAGCCAUUUUAUCCUUUUAAGUCCGAGUUGUAAAAGUCCUGAAGGGGCAAAGAAGAUGGGGGGGGGGAGGGUAUCGGUGGGUUAAGGACAUAAUAGCAAGCCACGUAAACGUAAAGCACGGUUGUUUACCAUUUUUAUUUUACAUGGGCAAACCGGUGGCUUCACGGUUUGUGUAAACGGUAAGAAACAAUUCAGGACUGACAAAUUUCUUCCUGGAAUCGCGUUAAUUGUACAAGACAGUUACAUUCACCGAGAAAGGGCCUCGAAAACCUGAAACUGGUAUCAAAGAUGGCUGUGGAGAAAUGGUAGACGAAUUCAGUUACAGUCUGAAACAUUUCGUCCUGAAAAACAGGACUACCAUUUCACAUAUUCCGUUACUCCCGGCAAUUUUCCUAUGAAACGACCCAGAAAGUGGUGUCCCAUUUACUUUCCAAACAGAUUUUCCGGAAACUCUUGGUAAAUGGUAAACAACCCAUAUCUCUGAAGUCGUAGUGAACACUGACAAAGCGAGGAGCGAAAAAUGAGCAUUAUGGUGACUGUGACUUUUCUCAGUUGUAAAGGUGAACGUGUAUCGUCAUAGUUGUCAAAUCAAGGCAACCGUUUCAGUGCAGAUUAAACAUAGUUAACCAGGGUUUGAAAUCAACUCUCUUAAACAAAAACCAACAAACAAGCAAGGAGAAAACUGUAUACCGGAUAUUAUUUACAAGCUGAGUCCCGACAAAAUUCUGAGUUUUUAAGCAGCAUGAUUCUAACAUUUAAUCAAAAUAAACAAAGGGUUCCCAUACAACGUACCUACUUAAAAAAAAAUUUAAAAAAAAAACCAAGAUGGCUCAGCGACAGAUUCAGUGUUCACACUAUACGGGAUUUCUCUUUUGCCGGCACGAAAAUCAUACCGAAUAUGGCUUCUGUUCACACUUAAAAACGGUGAUUUCGGCGCGAUUCUGUAACGGAGUGAAAGCUUCGCCAUUUGGUGCAAUCACUCCUUGUUACAUGAUAUAACAUUAGCUCAUUUUAACCCACAAUUUCGUUAAGCCCGGUAUAAUGACAAUUAAAUGAUACAAAAUACAAAACCAAGACCUCUCGUUUUCACGUGACGUCCACAUACACUAAAAUCAAAAGAAAAAAGAGCCAUCAUCAUUUUUAAUAAUAAUAAUAAUAGCGGGGCUCCCGCGCGCGAAGCGCGCGUGGGACAGAGCCCCAUACUCAUGGAAUAUGGUCAACCUCUUUUCGUUUGAUUGUCACGUGAUUGACCGAGCGUACGUACGUACGUACGAGUCUACAGAUUGUACGGGUGGGGUAGGGGAGACUAUCAAAAGGAAGGAAGGCGUGUCUUGGCGAGUCCACAUCUUUAAUAUAGUAUUUUAGGACAUUCACAAUAUGGUCAAUUGACAGCUGUCAAAACAGGAUAGCCACUGACCAGUAUCCCAUGACCAUAUCGCGGGCUCAUGUGUCAACUCAUCGAGGUGACGUGAUUUAUUUGGAAGCUGUCCGCUGACCAGUUAAUUGUUUUACUAGAUCGCGAACAAUGUUCAAUCUCAUACUUUUACUAGUUAAACUGAUAAUGCACACAUAUUGGACAUCAAUGUUUUAAUCAAUUGACAGCUGUCAAAACAGGGUACCCGCUGACCAGUAUCACUUGACCGUAUCGCGGGCUCAGGUGUCGACCCAUCGACGUCAAGUAUUUUUUGAAGUUAUCCGCUGACAAGUUACUAGUUUUCAAGUGAUCGCAGGCUCAAGUUCAAGUUUUUUCAAAAUUCAUAUGAAAUAUGUCGUGUUUAUGUGCUACACAAUUAAAAUUUUGAUUGCAAACUGACCUCGGACGCGAAAGUUCAGGAAGCUGUUACAGGCAGGGAAGACAGUUGCUUUUGACUUUUCUCACCAUGGUCACGCGUUGGUCACGCUCUACGUCCAAUUUUUAUGUUCUGAUUGGUCAAAAUUUGACAGGUGAGUUCAUGCGGAAAAUUUAUGCAGCAUCUUGAACCUGUUUAUUUUGACAGCUGAAGCUGACAGAGUUUUGUGUCAACUUGUGAUGUUUUUAACUGUCUUUUUUCACUGGAUGCGCAAAAUGAAAUUCAGCUGCUAUCAGGAUGUCCUCUGUUAUUCAUGGCUAGUUGUUUAUUGGGUUUUUGGUUGAGGAAUACGUCGCUUGACAAAGUUGGAAAUCCGAUUUCGGAUGGCAUCGUUUUCGUUUUCACCUUGCUUGAUGCGUAAGAGGAUUGCAAAGUCUGAAGCGAUACUGGCUUUUCUUGAUACCUUUCAGGAGCUGCAUCUCGAAUGGUAAGCCAGAGAAAUUAUUGUAUUUGAUGUUUGUUUUUUUGGAUCUAAUUUAAUGAAGUCGAGAGGAGUCUAUGCGGUCAUUUAGUUUAUGCACGUUUGUAAGAUUUGAGACAAUGAUCUGACCGAGUAUCAGGUUUGAUAUAAGCUUACAGAACUUUAAAAAGCCUUUAGACAGUUUCUCACCGCAAAUAGAAAGAAAACGUUCCAAAGAAUAUUUAGUUAUAAUUCUGGCCGGAAAAGAAAGCUUUGAGCGAUUUUCUUGCCUCGAGUUCGUCUUUGAAAAAAGCAAACACCGGGAAGCCGGCUUAAAACAUAAACUUAAGCUUGAAGCUUGAAGACUCAGGAUUUUUAGGGAUACUUUAAUACUUGUCUUCCUGAAUGAAAAUUGUUGUUUCUGUAAAUGUUUCACCGAAUUAUGUUUCUUUUAUUGAUUGUUAGUAGUCUCUCUUGUAAUUUUAAUCGCUGUGCCGAUUGUUUUCAGUCGUUCAGUGAACAUCGCUUGCAGAGUACUCAAAAUGCCGCGCGUUAAUAAACCAUUAAAUAAAAAAUAAACGGAAUAAAUUCUUUAUAAUGUUGGAGCGUAACUCUGUUAAUGUUCAUUCAAACACUCGCCACAGCUCGCACUACAAAAGUGAGAACCGGAUGGCCGUAUAGGUGAUUUUGGAAAUUUUUUUAACAGUUUAUGAAUAUUGAAUGAGUGCAAUUUGUAUUGUGAAACACUGCUUUCUGUCCGAGGUCUGCCGGUAUGAUAAAAACAGUGCCUCAUACUACUGUUUCACCUCAGAUGUGAUGUAUAAAUGGUAUAAAAGGUUGGUUUACACGCACCCAGAUUUGUUGACAAGAUUUUGCAAAGCAAACUUGUCGAACGCAAAAAAGUUAGCCUGAUUUUUUUCCCACCAAUUAAUCUACGGUGAUCAAGAGCCAUUAUGGCUCUUACCCCAUUGGCUCCUGGAGAUUUUGCUGAAAAACGCGUUUCGAAGCUAGUCGAGUGGUUUUCUGGUCGCUGUCGUGCUAUAAGAGCUAAAACUUACCAGAAACCGGUUUACAGGUCGUGCACUUGGCGGCCUUCUGAUCCAGAUGCAAAAUAUCAGCUUGCGAAGUUCGGGCAUGCGCAGAAAGCAAAAUUUCGAAUUUGGGUUUAAAAGUGACACAGAAGUCUUGACUUUUACUUUUCGCUUUCUCUCCUCCCUUCUUUUUUCGCUUUUCUUUCCUCAUUUUUUUUCCUCUUGCUGGGCAUUUAGUAGGCUUCAUUUUGGUGGGAAGAGUUUUUAGGAAAGCUUUUAGGAUCCUAGAUUAGGUGACAGGAAAGGUAGGUGAGCAAUGCAACAAGAUUUUCAUGGAGAUUUUCAGGUCAAUGUCACGUGGUUUUUUGCUUCUUUCUCCGGUGUCCUUGACUGAAUGGUAAAUGUAAAUGUAAAUGUCGCGAUUGAGAGGACAAACAUACAUGUCCUCUUUACAUAGCUUUUUGCAGUGGGCUCGAACAUCAGCAUACUAAGGGCGCCGAUGGCAGCCGCUAUCAGUCCAUUUAUGAGCCCACUGAACCCUCCCAACCCAUGAUGAGUGAUGAUGUAAGUGAUGAAGAUAGACCACAACACCGCGAACUACGUCCCCUACUCUUUUCGAAUAGUGUGUCCCACAGAGUUAUAUGUGAACAAGGUUUGUGAGACGGGACCUCCGGUUUAUCGUCCUUGUCCGAGAAGACUUGAAAGUCUAAUCAUUUGCAGAUGUCAUUACAAAGACAGCACUUUCUCCUCAGUUAUUUUUAAGACCCUGAGUGUUGGUCCGGCCAGGAUUCGAACUCGCGACCUCCCGCUCAGCAGACCGGCGCUCUCCCAACUGAGCUAACCGGGCGGCGGUGCUCAUUCUGGUAUGGUUUGAAAGAUCUCUUCACUCUACACAAGUUAGCGAAGAAAGUUGUCCUCGACCGUUAAAACUGAUGACGUCACAAAAGGUAGAAAGGACCUGGAUCCGCACGGGCGGUUACGGGCGGUUCAGGGGCGAAUGGGUUAAAUGUGAUCGAAGAUGAUUACCAGUUUUUGGGUGUACAUAUGAGGCUAUCAAGUCGAUGUAAGAUUUGGUUCACUGUUGGGCUGUUUACAAAUUAUUUUUCUCUUAAAGCAGGUAGCCUUUCCCUCAAAAGUCACAUAAAUGUGCUCUAAAGUUAACUGAAUUGUGGAAUUCGAAUACAAGUUUAUUGUUUAAUUUAAAUUAUAAAUUUAUCAAUGGGAGCCUCGCUUUUAGCCCUGGCUAAAUCUAUAUAUUAACUUUAUUAAUCUCCUCAAAAAGGCUUUUCAGCUUAAUUUACAAUGUCAAAUAUCUAAAACUUAGUUUUCCAAAAAUACCCUUAAAAAAUGCUGUUUUAUAUUAACUUUAAAUACAUCUAAAUUAGUGAUAGACUGAAAGUCGUCUGGGAGACUAUUCCGCAGCCUUUGGCCUCUGUAGGUAAACGCACGCUGACCUGCAGCCGUCCUACAGAGUGGUAUAUGUAGGCGGUCCCUAUUCCUAGUGUUGUAGUUGUGCACUUCCGAUCCGGUUUAAAACGUCUGACAAAGAUAUGGAGGUGCAAGUCCAUUUAAGCAUUUAAAUACCAUGGUAGCAUUCCUAACCUCAAGUUGUUUAACAAUUGGCAGCCACUGUAACUGCUUAAGAAUAGGUGUAAUAGGUGUAACAUGAUCAAAUUUCCUCGUUCCAGAAACUAUCCGGGCUGCAAAAUUUUGCACUGUCUGUAAUAGCUCGAUGUUUUUCUUGGUGCUAUUAGCCCAUACUGAUGAACAAUACAAUAAUUUACUGAAUACGAGAGAAUUAAUUAUAGUGAUCAGCGUACGCCUAUCAAACAGGUAUUUUACGCGAUUUAUUUUUUAUUUGUCAGGCAUAAGAGGUCCUACAUUUACCAUAUCUUUACAAGUUAUUUUUAAGCUUGGUCGCCUCUUUCGUAGUAAAAACAGCUUCUUUUGGGUUCAGCAUCAAGUUUGCAAUUAUUGAGGUAGAUGUCGAUGUUCUCCGAUGAUCUCAGUGCUGGAAGUGACCCGAGCUAAGCAGAUCAUAACUCACGCUGGCCGCAGCGGCAGUUGCACUUUGUUUGCUUGCAUGUAUCAUCAGCAUAAAGCGUAUCAUCAGCAUAAAGCGUGCAGUGGGAUUGUUCUGCAGAUCUUUGCAAACCGUCAUAGUGGAUGAAAAAAACAGAUGGUCGUAGAAUCGAGCCUUGUGGUACGCCAUAAUUUAGGUCCAAAAUGUCUUACUCCAAACUCUUAUAUACCACAAAUUGCUUUCGACCUGCUAGGUAACUCUCGAACCAGCGAUACGCUGUCCUUGUUAUGCCAGCCAUUGUCAACUUAGAGUGUAAUAUUUUGUGGUUGAUAACAUCGAACGCCUUGCGUAGAUCUAAUAAAGGCAGCUACAGAUAGAGAUUUGUCAUCAAUCGCCCAUUUCCAUUAAUCGACUAGACGUAUCAGGGCAACAUUGCAGGAAGAGAAUUUCUUGUAGGCAAAUUGGUUUCCACUCAUAAGGCUUGCUUGAGUAUCAUAUUCCCUGAGUUGAGAGUUGCGCCUGGAUAUCAGACAUCUAUGCAUAUACAUCUGUCUGUUGCUUGAGGCCGUGUUCAAGCCAUUGUAGCCGAAAAAAAUGCAGGGGGCUUGGCCUCUUGCCCGGUGCUGGUGGGUGGCUGGCAGCUUUCUUUCAAGAAGUAGGGAGUAGGGAGGGGGGCUUUUGACACUUUGAUCAGAGUUUAUGGUUAGUAAGCAGUACCAAGUCAAGGUGUUCGUCCUGUGGGUUUUCCGGCCAAAUCAUAGCACUGACUGAGAGUCAUAAUUCUAAUUGCGGAGCUCUGGGCGAGCAGGUGAAGUGCUUAUUAUAACAUGUAAAUUGUUCCCUCUUCACUAAAGAUAAGGUGUCGUUUAGAUAACCAAAGUAAGAUAUAGUUGUUUGACUAUUUCCAGGCCGCCAUAUUGUUGGACCAAACUAGUCCACCAUUGAUGGCAGCUCUAUACUGAUCUGAGCUCUAGAAAUUUGUGUAAACAUUUUAACGCAUACCUGAAAGUCGGAAAAUCUCGCAGGUCUGAAAAUUGGAUAAGCUGACUAUUUAUCAGUGUUCUAUAAUAUCCCACGUCUGCUUAUGUUCCAUUAAAAUAAGCACAUUUUCGUUAUCAGUUUGAGUAGAAGCGUUUUCUUUCAAACUAGCCGAUUGUGGCUUGUUUGUAACUAACCAAUGGAGGCAAGCGUAAGAGAGGAGCGACUAAAACUAUAUGAUCAAUGGCGUGAGAUUGUACUUGAGACAGGAGUUAUUUUGAGUCUAGACGGAAUUUGAGAGAGACAGUAUUCGAUAACAUCGAUAACUGAAUACAUACAUACAUACAUACAUAUCCUUUAUAUAAAGACGAUAUGAUUUAAAGCUCAAAGCUUGUGAGGUCGUGUAAAAAAGAUUACAAAUGGAUAAAACUAUAUAAAAAAUAACACUAACAUUACUUACAAAAUACAACUACAAUUAAAACUCUAAAAAUAUACAGUAAGAUUCUUACCAAAAAAAUACGAGGUUGAAAUGAAUUUACUUUAGUUACCUCUAAGUAAAUUGACUACAGCAUUCAAAACGUAAAAAUAGUCAAAAGCAUUUAAAAUCUUGGUAGUGCCUGGGCAGGGACUGGACCGACUGGGCGCUAAAAUCAAGUUCCGUAAAAUAAGAGUCCUUCUUCACUUUGCGAUAAAAAACAGUAAACUGGUCUGUAAAAUGACUCGAGACAGCGUUCCAAAGAAUAGCGCCUCUAUAGCUAAUAGAGUUUUUAAGAAACUGCGAGUUAAAACGCGGGACGAUUAUGUUAUUACUCCUUUUGAAGUUGUAUGCAGUGCAGGGUUUAUUUGUCAAGUAUGAAAGAGCCCUAGAUGCUUCUCCUAUAAACACGCUAUGGAGUAGUUUAAAGUAUUCCAGUUCGAAUGUCGGUAAACUUCCUCAGGAGGCAUAUCUCGGGGCAAGUUGUAUAUUAUUCUGGCUGCCCUACGGUGAAGUACUUCCAGAGAAUCAAUGCGUAAGAAUUGAUCUUUACGUUCGCUUUGAUAAUUUUCAACUAUUAUUCAGUUUCAAGUCUUUUAUAAAGGCGUUCAUCUUGCUUAUGGUUUUCUAUAAUUGUUAUUUUUGCCAAAUAAGGUCUUUUCCAUUCCACAGAAAAUCCUAACGGAGAAUUUUUAUUCCUAUUUUUGAAGUAUUUUACUUUGUAGAGGCCCUAUUUUACAGGUAAGAGGCCAGGGAAGAUUAAUUCCUUGUAACUUUUGCCUUUAUCAACUUUUUUUUGGCUUUCUUGGUGAAUUUGUUAUUCUCUGUCACUAUAUUUGCCUGCCUUCUUCUUGUAAAAACUGUUACUACUAUACUAUAUUUGCGAUUUCUGUUAACAUUUGUAGGUAUGUGCUUCUACUUUUUUAUUUUUAUGCCAUAGAUCUCCCCAAGCAAUGUCUGUUUUUUUUUUAUGUAAAACCUUCUAUAAGGACAAUAACAAGCGUAUUUCUGAACUCUUCAACAGACCUUCGUCGUCUUCUUGUUGAAAUCAAAACAACAACAACAACCUUUAUUGUUAAAUCUAAAUAGAGAAUUUUACAUGUUUUGAUAGCUAAUGAAAAGAAAAGGAGAAAUUGUUACAUAAAAUUAUGCGUUACGAUAACAAAGAUGUCUAGGAGCUAAAUGAACAUACGUUUUCGUGCCAGCGCCUAGCUAUAAAAUGAUAUUUUUUAGAAGGGGUGAUAGUUAUAAUAGUAGCAAAAAAACAAAAACAAAACAAAAACAAAAAAAGAUAAGUAAGUAAAUAACACACACAUAAUACAUACUUCAGUAAUACAGGGAAACAGGGAAUACACAAAAACCACUUAGAAUCCUAGCUACGGUCACCACAUAUAGGUUUCAGCCCACUGGCUACUAAAUAACACACAAAUAUCGAAGAAAAUCAGUCUAGGACAUCUAUUCGAAAGCUCCUUCGUUAGUGCCGACCAGCGAAACAAUACCGCGGUAUCAAUGUCUUUGCGAGCUAACUGUUGUUAAUUUGAGAAACACGAAUGGUUGUGAACAUGUUUAUCAACGUCGCUAAAAUAUUUCGAGAUCUUCGCACUCGAUUGCAUCUAUUUUAUUUUACUGGGCAAAAACGUACGCCUUUCUCGUACUCUCUUAGAAUCAGCAAAAUAUAUGAGCAUAAGACAGAGGGAAGGACCAUCUCUAUUGUUUUCAUGUAUUUGUCUGUGAUCGAUUCAUCACUGCCAGUGUGACGUCACAUACUAACGGGCGAGAGCUUUGGGUGGUUUGUGCAAAAUCUCGCCCCAUAUAAGGGACCACACAGGGGAGACGUAACACACAUUUUAAGUAAGGUAAGCUGUUUUUCAUUGAAAUCCUUUCAUUUUCGUAGGUUAUAGAAACGAUAGUUUUUUUUCCCAUACAAAUCCUUUUAUUUCGAAUGUUACGCAACAAUGCCGAUGUUCGCCGAUGCUCAUAUUUCGAGCUUGGUGUACCUGUGGUUGGAGCUCCAUAUUCCGAAAAGUUGUCAGCUGUUUUGCCUUAGGCUGAUGUAUUCGGAACUUUCUACCUAAAUAAAUAUUCCAUCGAUGUAAGGGCGCAUUCUCUGCCCUUCCCCUUUGAAAAUUCAGGUUGUUCUGCUCUUUCAACUGGUGCAAACUUUACCCGUUCUCACCGAUGGACAGCAGUUAUGUUCAGAGAAAGAUUACCAGUUCUAUACUUGGUGGUUGCUUGUCGGAAGGUGUGAUGUCCAAUUUACAUAUCGCGUAUGUUUGCACAGUUUAAUUCUAAUGACAGGUGUCCCUAGCUUACGUUACGAGAGUGGAAUGUAAAUUACUUUCUCACAAGAGAGUCGAUGUCGCGUUACAGGCGACCACUGAGACGUCGUAUGAGAAAUUAAAAUACUGAGGUCUGUGCUGCCUUGACUUCGUGUUAUGAAUGGAGUGACAGUGGUCACACAGUGGAGCCAGAAAGUCGAAUAAAUCGAUGAAUUCACCCGAAAAAACACAGGAAUACAUCAAAGGAUAAUCUACUUUAUUUAUUUUAUAAAAAAGGGUAAAAUAUAAUGAUAUUCAACGUUCGCAGGGCACAGAAUUUUAUUUCUCAUACAACGCUUCAACCCCCGGGGGGGACUCCGCAUAUGAAAGGGGUGGGGAUGCUCGUCUUCUCGCUUAGGGGUGUGAAUUUCAGAUUUUGGUCUCGCUUAGGGUGUUCUGGGCAAAACACCAUUAUAUUUAGCCAUAAAAGUCUCUAUUAGGGUUGCACUCGAAGAAAUAUUAAAAAUGUUAUAUUUUCAAUUCGUUUUAUUUACUCGAUUCAUGUAAUCAAAGUUUACAAUGAUCGCUUUUAGGGGUCAAAAAAGGUUGGACCACGCCCAGAUUGGUCUCCUUUAGGGGUUUAAUUCAAACUUUCCGACUAGCAUCCCCACCCCUUUCGUAUGCGGAGUUCCCCCCGGGUUUCAAAGGUCGCCUGUAACGCGACACUGACUUGUGAGAAAAUAAAUUACAUGCCACUCUCGUAACGUGAGCUUGGGACGCCUGUGUUCCAAUAGGAUCUCGGUCAUCUGAACGCAUGACAGGCAGGUUUUGUUGCGUCAUCCAUUGGAGAUCCUGAUGGUGAACUUGUGUUCAUUUUACACGGUGACUCGGUGUUGAGUGUGUGAAGCAUAAAGUUGGCCACUACCGUUUUAUGCCUCACGUUUACCAUGGAAAAUAAUCGCUACCUCACGAGGAAACAACAAACAAUUUAACCAUUUUCUGAUCACGGGAAAAAAGGGCCGAUCACGCGUCCUUCACCUCUUUCAUAUUAUUACAUAUACUAAGGGACGGAUUAUUACAAAACUUAUGGGGGGCGAGCGAAGUGCAAAAAAAUAUUCGCGCAAAAGAAAAUUAAAUGAAAAAAAAAAUCAUGCACGCCAAUUAACCCUAAAAAAUAUUCAUGCUACGGCCUAAAAAUUCAUACAAGGAAUUUGAAAAUGAAAAAAAUUCCUGCGGCUCAAAAAUUCCCCACCGCCCCCCCCCCCCCAUAAUUGUUCUAAUGGUCCGUCCCUAAGAUGACAAAGUUGAGGGAGUUAAAACAAUAGAAACACAAGUUACAGAUUUGUGCGGAACUUUUAAAUUAAGUCUUCCUGCUUCUCAAUCUCUUUCUAUGUAUAAAACAAAAACGGUUAGAUUUCUUCUGUCCAUUGUAUUUAAAACGAGCUUUAAACUGUAAAAGACGUAUCCAGUGAACUACAGACUGCGUUGGCGGCUGAAAUCUGACGGCGUGAACGCAACGUCUUGUAAUCGUUUCAAAAUAAUUGCCCUAAGUGUGUUGGAAAUCGCCUAAGAAGGUGCUGCUGGGACUAAAAUCCGCUGCAAAUGCUCCCUCAGUCUUUCCUGUCGACAUCCAGCAACGAGAAAUACAAAUGCGUAUGUCGGUGGCAUCUUAAGAGUAUCACAUUUAACUUCUAAAUUUGACUUUUACAGGAAAAUAAGUAACUACAAUUUCUGUGGCUUUAUCUUCUUCUGAGCCUUAAAAGCUAUUUCGUGACACAACAAUACUGGACAAAAUGCAUUAAGAAAUUGGUGGCUUCCUGCAGAGAAAAGGCCCAAACAUUUAAUUAGGAGUAACUUUUCUACCGGAGAUACGAGAAUGCAAAGUUCACUCUAGUAUAUAAACACCAAACCGUUUUAUCUUCUCAAAAGAAACAAAAAAAAAAGAGGUUGAUGGAAAGUUUUAUGUCGAUGUCCGGAUUCUCUGUAUUGCUGCCUUUUCGGGAUGAUGACAAUGAUAAACACCCAUAUUUUCAGUUUACUCUCGUCGCAAGACGUUUUAAAAUGUUUCUUCCUUUUUAUGCCAAUAAUGGAAACAGGAAAGAUGAAUCUUGGAGACUUCCUGCUGACCAAAACAAAAACAUUUAAUUAUGGAAAAGGAGGCCACCGGUGAUAUGUGUCAAAGGUAGCUUCAUUGUCAGAAUUAUCGAUAAGGUGGUGUAAUCCACUGGGUUUACGCCGUAUGUUGAAACCAAUCAGAAUAAAAUCAGAAAAUCAGUGCUUUAAAGGCUUACCGCGACAUAUCAAUCUGGUCCAAACGUUAUCAUUUGAUGUUUUCAUAUCGGCAUUAUUUAAUUAAAAAAAAAAGAAUAGUUUUUUUCAAUAUGCAAGGCAACUUAUCAUUCUUUGCUUUUGUUACAAAUCACUAGUAGGUUUUUUUGUCGCUUUUUUUAAAAGAAUCGAAGACCUUAGACUUGCCCUUGGUUUUUCUAGUGUCAUUUCCACAUCUGUUACCAAUGCCGUAUAAUUUCAUCAAUCCAUUUCUAUAACUCCUGUCUGCUGAGUGACUAGAAAACAAAGGCAGUAUAUCCUUAAAAAACAAAACAAAAAUCUCUGGGUUUUCAAUAAUUGCCAAAAAUGGAUGAGAAAAAAACAAAAAGCAACAUCGCGACCACAAGAAAAAAUGCAAAUAACUUAAUAUUUUUAACCUGUUCUGAUCAAGUGGUUCUGUCAUUUUGAAGCUUGGGAAAGAUUUGAGGAUUGGCUAUUUAGAGUAUUCUUCUUAAAAGUUAAUGAUUAUUCUCAGUUUUCAAUUAACGGGAAGCACAAAGCUUUUUCUCGCUUAUCGGUGAAAUCGAGUUUAUUGUAGUCAUCCAUUUUCCACCUACGGUCUUCUGCUAAAUAGGUGCUAAAUGCUAGUUUUCUGUUUUAACCAAUAGCAGAUGAAUGUUUUUUCCUUUUCUAAUUAUCGCCAGCUGUAUUUGACUUUCAAAUAAGCCGCUUCAGCCAACACUAUUUUUCGUGUUGCUAGAUGCUGUAAAUCAGUCUUGCUUCGUACGCUACGAUCCCUCUGUUCAGUGCUGUUUAAACCUUUGGGGUGAAGACACAUUAAUUUUGGUGGUAGGAAAUUGUUAUAGUUGUUAAACAAAAUUAUAUUUUUUUAGUAGGGUGACGUAGGCAAACGAAAAAAAAAAUUUCUUCAGUCUGAACACUUGGGUUCUUUUGUUGCAGUAUCACUCCCGGGCAAAACAAAACCCGAACACCUCAGUUCUUUUUGUAACAGUGUCUCUAUCGGGCAAAACAAAACCCGAACAUUUCAGUUCUUUUAGUAACAAUGUCUCUCUCGGGCAAAACCACAGCUUACGAAGUUACAUUUAUGUCAAUAAUACGAGAAAUAUGUGCAGGCAAAAGCUGUUCUUACUUUCUUCGUUCUUUUUUUUUUGGCCUAAGCUAGGGGAAAAAAUAAGUGUUCAUCCUAACCCAUUAAGGGCACAAAUCCCAUUGUGCUGAAAAAGUAGGUUUUCUAGACAUGAACAUGCUUCGUCAGACUGGGCGAGAAUCGAAGAAACUGAAUUUAGUGGAUUAUCUCCAGUGAAACGAUUUACCAGAAUGGGACUUGAUGGGAAUGUGAACACUAUCUAUCUGGCCUUUCAUGUGAACAGUGGCAUUAGCGGUGCUCGACCAAAUGCUCAUGUUAGACGAUAGCCAGUAUAAGCUUUUGACAAACCAGCAACCACGUUAAGUUUGCUGAAGUAAAUGACAGUUUAUUUUCAAAUCACAUGUCAUCAUCUGAAUAAUGAAAAGCUUGACAUCCCACUAGCUUGCAAAGCUGACCGUGAAAUCUGCGGUAAAGAAGAAAAAAUGCCAAAACGUCACAAAGCCACUAUGGCAGUUGUAGAGCAAAAGCACUAAAACCGGUUCUAUCACCAAAUAGUACUUUGAUAUGACAGAGCUUAGAUGAAAAAAAAUUGUUUAAGAUUGGCGCUACUUUUGGGAAGCGAUGCCAAUGUUUUUGUUUUAAAUAGUCACAGUUUCAACCUUUCUGAUUUGCUUGACGUUAAGUUAAUAUGUUCAAAGGUAGAAAAAUGAAAUGUCAAUCUCAGUUAUGGUCACCAAGUACCUUUUCAGUUAGUUAUAACUUAAAAAGAGAGAAUAAGUCACCCUUUCAAGACUCGAAAAGCCGGGUAUUACUUACUCACUUGAUUCUCAGACCAGUGGUAGUACAUCCACAUAGUGGUUCUUAGUUUACCAUUCCUGGCUAAAUUGGAAUUUGGAAACGUUGGUUUUUGUGAAGAGGGGAAAACCGGAGUACCGAGAGAAAAACCUCUUGGAGCAAAGGAGAGCACCAACAACAAGCUUAACCCAAAUAUGGCGUCGACACUGGGAUUUGAAAUCAGGCCACACUGGUGCGAGGCGCUUGCUCUCACCACCGCGCCAGCCUCGCCCUCAAAUAUAUAAUAUGCUAUUGGUUCCUACAGGAAGGUUAAGCUCUGCGAGCAUGAUGUCGAAGUUACAAGCGCCAUAUUUCCCGAUCACGAAAAAUGAUGGAAAAAUUAGGUAAUUUAUUUGGCAACAGAAUCCAUUUGGCAUAACGUGCACAAAUUCUUGUACAUCCUUUAAGGCAAAAAGUUAGCAUCAAUAUUGCAAGUAAAAAGAGGUAGGCGAAAUAAUAAUUUUGAACCGAUGUGCAAACAACGACAGCAACUUUCGAUUAAAUGUUCACUUCUGCAUGCACCGAAUCUAGAGAAUAACUAGUUUUGCUAGAUAGUUUUCGCCCCCAAAAAGCUACAGACCUGCAGUAAAAUAAUAGGAAAAAAACUGGACAAAUUCAAUCGGUCAAGCAGAAGGUGUCGAUAAACGCUGCCACGGUAAACAUCAUGUUUACAUUUUUAGUUUACACUAGCUUGAAAACAAUGGAAUCGAAUAACUUGGUCAGCAAUAGCGCCUUUCUUGUUCAUGAAUCCAUGUGUCUGCUCAGUUUGAUACGAUUUGAAUCAAAACGGGCUUAUUAUGUUCCAAUGUAAGAUGUGUACAAGAACAUCGUCUCAUGUAGGCCGCCAUUUCUCACUCUUUACCUAUUGUUUUUUCAAUCUGUCAUUUGUAAAUGCCCCGGCUCUUCAAAACCAGCAGCUCCCGUUAAUUAGUGACAAAGAAGCAGCUAAAUAAGAAAAAUGUUCAAGUUCAGCCAAAUACUCGGCAGAGAAGGGAAUCGAGAAAAGCACAUGGUUGAGCCAGCGUUGCAAUAGUCACACGAAAGCGUGUGGUAUCUGGGUGAAAUAGGUCCACUGCAAAUAAUUAAUAUAUAAAUUAUAUAUAAUUGUAUAAUAUAAUUGUAAUCCUGAACAAUUGAGCUACGGAGUCCAUUGCAUUUCUGAUUAACUUGAGGUACUUAACCUUGUAUUUCCAGGGGGAAGGACAGAUAAAUAAAGUUUAAAUGGCUUACGUCAUCUCAAACACAACCAAUCAGAACGGAACAACACCGAUUCCAGCCACAUCUCGCCCGCUUGAUGGAGGGGAGGAAUGGUUGCCUCCAUUCCGUCUCUUCCUCGAAGUAGUGAAAGCUGCCAUCAUUAUAGUAGCGCUUGUGUGCAACAUAGUUGUGGUGUAUGCAUUUAUUGGCUACAAAAAACUACGAACUAGGGUAACGAAUUACUUUGUAAUAUCGUUGGCAGUUUCGGAUAUUCUGACAACCGGGUUGGUAACAGCAUUCAGGUUGGACUAUGAUAUAAGUCACAAGUGGAAACAUGGUGAGUUCAUGUGCAAUCUUUAUACCACAAUGCAUUUACUCGCUGUGCCGAGUUCAGUCAUUAACUUGUGUGCUGUCACUGUGGACCGAUAUUUAGUAUUGAGGAUGCCUCUCCGUUACAAUUCCUUAAUGCCACCUCGCAGAGCUCUUCUAAUAAUCGCCUGCCUUUGGAUUUAUGCCAUCAUUUGGGCCUGUCUUCCUGUGAUGGGAUGGAAAGAAGAUAUCCCGACUAUUUCUAAUGGCAGUUGCUAUUUCUUAUCUACAAGAGAAUACAAUAUCACAGUGAAUAUCAUCAAUUUCCUACUUCCAAUGAUAUUUAUGGCCGUAUUCUGGUUACUUAUCUAUGCAAUCGUCCAGCAACAUCGCAAAAGAGUUCUGAAAAUAGAGAGAAGCCUUUCUCUAAACACCAACGACUCGUCGAAUUCCAGCAACCUGAACUACAACGUUGAAGGCACUCUAAUGAAUUCCCCUGCACAUGGAAGAAACGAAAGAAGGGACAAAAAGAGGAUGCGGCGAAAUGUCCGACGCUCACGGUACAUUGGUUUUAUUGUAGUCUUGUUUUAUUUUUGCUGGUUGCCCUACGUAACAUUAAGUAUGAUAGGUAACUUGUGCAUGUCCUGUCCCACUUUUAACCGCGCAUUCUUUGAGGUAUUUCUAGUACUCGGUUUCAUGAAUUCUGCGCUGAACCCUUUCUUGUACCCCUUUCAUGACAAACAUUUUAAGGAAGCAUUCAGGGACAUGUGGAGGAAAGUGCGGAACAAACUAUUCCGUAAAAUGUUCCGGAAUAAAAACGAAGAUUAGAGAAGGUCAUUGCACACAGUUUCAAUGGAAAGCAGGAGGAGGAGGAAAGGACCUCCUAUCAUGGUCAAAAUAGAUACGCUCCGCUCGAAAGAAUAUACCAUUUUCAGGUUAGAGUUAUAUAAAAUUUCACGACAAAAGGUUCAUGAGAACUGCUAUUAAAGUAUUUAAAUGGGUCUGACAAAUUAUUUUGAGCGGUGUCGCACCUAAAGGGUGAUUACCUCACUCCGGUGCGAGAGGAGAAGUGAGCCAAGGAUAGAAUAUGGAUGCAGAUUAUGGUAAAGGAACAAGUUUCUCUGGAAGAUAUGAUUAUUUUCGGUCAAGUGUUUUAUACAAAGGUUUUGUUGUUUGACCUCGGGGAAGCAUCCCUGUGCAGUCCUUGUAGAGCAACCCUGGAAGGGUCUGGAUGGUACGUGAUAAUACUGAUAUUUUAAACAAUUAGACGAUAAAUUCGAGUUUUCUUUGGCUAUUUGACUCUUAGAAAACAAGACCGAAUUGUUUUUAUUUGAAACCGACUGGCAUACUACCCCCGAUUCUAUAUCAAAUGGUAGAUUUGGCAAAUACAUCUGAAGAGUCCUGCUGUGGUACAAACCUUAGUAAAAGUCAAUCUCUACAUGUAGUCGAUAAGUCAUUGUCUUUCACGCUAUAUUGUCUUUUGGUAUAAUGGUUUGUUGUAUGGACACAACUGAUAUACACUUAAGACAGUGCUUUUAUGACAAAGAUAAACAACCUAGUUUGUUUAGCGACAUCAUUAUCAACAACACCAACAACAACAACAAUCUUUAUAAACAAAUACAGUAUUGCCAAAGCUAUUCAUAACUAAUUAUUGAUUCGUUAAUUAAUUCUUUAAUAAGAUAACUUAAAGUGAAAUAAGGUGGAUCGUUGCUUAUUUUAAACUAUUCAUUCAUAGAGUAGAGGUAAACAUUCCGGUGAGAGGUUUAUCUCUCAGUUCGAAGCAUGAGGAAACAAAUGAAAUUGAGUGAGUGUUUAUAAAAAAAGCCUGUUGAGUUCACGGCUAUAUGCGGUAGUUAAUUUUUUUUUGCUAAUAGUCGUGGAAAUAGAAUGCUAGGUUCUAUUUUAGUAAAAAAAAUAUCUCCUUAUAGAAGAACACCUUGGGCAAUAUAGUAAAAAUUGAGUUUCAUCUUCAACGGUUUUAGAGUUACAAGGAUUACAUACACUCUUUUUUUUUUAUAAGAACGUCUAAUUUUGAUGCCGAGGCUGAACGUUCUUAUAUUUUUUGGCGAUUUGAGGCUGAAACGUUCUUAAAGAUGUUCUUAAAUUUACCUGGUAUAG
Messenger RNA from Porites lobata, 22022 nucleotides. NCBI's taxonomy places the organism in Eukaryota, Metazoa, Cnidaria, Anthozoa, Scleractinia, Poritidae. The record is from the annotation of a GenBank genome assembly.